AUGGAAAGACCAAUUAGGCCAUUAGGUAAUCGUUUAACAGAGAGAGAGAGAGAGAGAGAGAGAGAGAGAGAUGGAUUAUUAGCUAAUUGUUACUCUGUGUUCUGUGAUGAUUCUGCGUACGUCUCGGCUCGCGGUGCCAUGGACGCUUCAGUAGCCGCAGCGAUGCGAGAUAAGAAAUACAGAGCGAGACUGAACCUUCCACACAUCCGGGAGUGUGAGUCCCUCCUGAAGACCACGCUCGACCACUCGACCUUCCACAACAUGUGUGUUCUCCAGCCCAUCGGGAAGCGGCUUUUCCAGCAGUUCUUCUGCAAUGACGUGACCCACAGCGUGCAGAGGCACCGUGAGAUUAAGUACUCUUUAGGCGCGGUUAUGGUUUUUGGCCACAUGAUGGUUGUGUAUCACAUGUAUGAUGUAGCUGAAAAGAAUCCAGGCUUUAGUGAAGUGCGAGCAGCUUUCUACUGCACUCAGAUCAUAUGUGGAUUAGAACGUUUACACCAACACCGGAUCAUCUACAGAGACCUGAAACCUGAGAAUGUUCUCCUCGAUGAUGCAGGUCAUGUGCGACUGUCUGAUCUCGGGUUGGCUGUGGAACUUACUCCAGAAAAAAAGACAACUAAAGGAUAUGCAGGAACACCAGACGGAAACCAGAAGAACCAAAACCCCCCCCCCUUCAGUCAUGCGCUGAAGCAGCUUUGUGACGGAUUGAUGGAGAAAGAUACAGAAAAACUCCUGGGCUCCAAAAAUCACCAGCGUGUAGAGCUGAAAGAGCAACCGUUCUUUAGAGAACUGCACUGGGGUCAGCUGGAGGCAGGUCUUCUUCCUCCUCCAUAUGUUCCUGAUCCUAAGAUGGUCUAUGCGAAGAACAUCGAUGAUGUUGGUGCCUUCAGUACAGUUAAAGGUGUAGUGUUUGGUGAUGAAGAUAACGAGUUCUAUAAAGAGUUUGCAUCAGGGACCGUUCUGAUUCCGUGGCAGGAAGAGAUGCUCGAGACCGGGUGGUUCGGAGAGCUGAACAUAUGGGGGGAGGACGGAAAACUCCCCAACGACCUCGACCUCAACUACGUCCAGAGCAACGCAGAAGGCUGUGUUAUACUCUAG
Messenger RNA from Clarias gariepinus (North African catfish), 1098 nucleotides. It is a transcript of the gene grk1b, whose product is annotated as G protein-coupled receptor kinase 1 b. The record is from RefSeq and is a predicted model, not a curated record. Gene Ontology annotation, biological process: regulation of signal transduction; protein phosphorylation. Gene Ontology annotation, cellular component: cytoplasm. Lineage: Eukaryota; Metazoa; Chordata; Actinopteri; Siluriformes; Clariidae. Gene Ontology annotation, molecular function: protein serine/threonine kinase activity; ATP binding.